CGGCCGCCGCGGGGCUUGAUCGGGCGACGGUGGCAGCGGCAACUGGUCCUCCUCCUUCUCCCUUUCCCACCUCCUUCGCCUCCUCCCCCUUCCUGGUUGCUUCUCGUCCUCCUCCCCUAGUGGCGGCCCUGAUCCUACGUAAGGGAAUGACUACCAGGUACGCCAGCGAAAAUAGGGUGCAAGCCCAGAAACCAUUUCUCUACCACCACUUGUUGAGAAACUGAUUUGAAGGCAACUGUGUUUGGAACAGGCAGAGGGUGCCCAGAUUUGACACCUCUGUUUUCUCAGAUUGGGAACCCUUCACUGCUAAGUGUCAAGACAACAAAACUGGAAACUAUCUUGACCCUUAUUGAAAACCAGAAUGGAGCGAUUUGUAGUAACAUCUCCUCCUGCUCGAAACCGUUCCAAGACUGCUUUGUAUGUGACUCCUUUGGAUCGUGUCACUGAAUUUGGAGGUGAAUUGCAUGAAGAUGGAGGAAAACUGUUCUGCACUUCUUGCAACGUGGUACUUAAUCAUGUUCGCAAGUCUGCCAUCAGUGAUCACCUCAAGUCCAAGACUCACACCAAAAGAAAGGCAGAGUUUGAAGAACAGAAUGUAAGGAAGAAACAAAGGCCUCUAACAGCAUCUCUUCAGUGCAACAGUACUGCGCAGACAGAGAAAAUCAGUGUUAUCCAGGACUUUGUGAAAAUGUGCCUGGAAGCCAACAUCCCACUUGAGAAGGCUGAUCACCCAGCAGUUCGUGCUUUUCUGUCUCGCCAUGUGAAGAAUGGUGGCUCCAUACCUAAGUCAGACCAGCUAAGGAGAGCUUACCUCCCCGAUGGGUAUGAGAAUGAGAAUCAGCUCCUUAACUCACAAGAUUGUUGACAAGGGAGGUUACCAUCAUUGUGAACAAGACAAAUGACGUGGAGUAUUAAAGUUAUGUGUUGAUUGUGUGGUUCAUUUUUAUAUUUAUUUCAUUAAAAUCAUGUGAUACAGAAUAGUUUUGCGAUGUGUAUAUAGCUGCGGAAGUGACAACCUCACUGCAGAACUUACUGAUAAUUUAGCCACUGGUGGUAUAAGACAGAACUUCAGUUUAGAGUGUGCUAGAAUAUCUAAAGCCUGAUGGUUUUCUUUCAAACUGAUGGUUUUCCCCUAAAAAGUUUAUGCAUUAAAAGUCCUGCCCUGCUUUUUACAACGUAUGACUGUUCCUUAAGAAGUUCCUUAAAUAUUUGGAAUAAAAAAUGGCAUAAGAAACUGAAGCUGCUGCCAAGGAAUACUGCCCAUGGUUAAAAGGGGUUUUUUUUGUUUGUUUUAGGGGGUGGGUUUUUUGGUUUUGGGUUUUGGGGGUUUUUAUCUUGAUUAGAGUGCCCUCUAAUAGAAUAAAAUAUGCUUCUGCUGUAUUCUUAGUUCAGAACAGGUAAAGGCUCUUAUUGUCCCAUUUCUAACUAUAGUUUAUUAUAAAUUAGUUAUCUUAAGUCUCUCCUUAAUCCCACAUUUCUCAUUUCUUCAUCAGACAUUUAUUAGUAGCUUCAAAAUCAGCAAAUGACUUAAAUCUACUUUUAUCAUGAGUGCCAGAACUCAUAGACAUUAGGUAACAGUGAUUUUGCUCUCAACAUGAACAGAAUUUCACAGGCAAAAUGUACCCAGGAAUGCUUAGUUUGGAUUUUGAACUACACUUUAAAUUUCCAAUACCCCUUUCUUCUUGUGCAUGCAUUCAUUGGGUUCCAAAACCCUUUUUGCCUAUAAAUUGCAUCUUAAUAAAUGGACAUUUGAGUUUGAUGUCUUAACUAUGGAUGUUAAAUUAAGCAGCAAGUCUAAUUUUACUGAAUUGGAGUACCCUUUUGCAUGGAGUAAUCCUCUGUACCUAUGCUGUCAGGUCAAUGCAGAUGGAAAUUGUUACCUGUGUAGUUUUGCUCCAUAUGAUUUUAGCUUAUAUAUGCUUCAUGAGGUAAAUAGACCAGGAACAAGAAAGCUUGUAUUAUUUGACUUUCUUGAAAAAGCUUUAUCUCUGGUGCUUCAUUGUUUUUAGGAAUAGUAUAAAAUAGGAGCUAACUAGAAAUUCUGGCAAGAUAUUUGUUUGGAGGUAGGCUUCUGGCAGCAUCAUGCAUAAGUGUUUUGGGGAAAAUGAUUGUCAUUUCUGCUGAAGGAUCUACCAUGUUCAGGAAAUGAGCUCUUUCUGACCCUUAUUAUCUCAGUAAGGCAAAAAGCACAGCUUUUAUUGAUUUCAAGUCCAGACCACAGGAGAACCAAAUUAUAUGCUUUUAAAAGUUAAUCACUUGCUAACUUUGACUAGUGCUUUAUAUAUAUAGAUAUCUAUCUAUCUAUAUAUAUAAAAUCUCAUAUGUUGCUUGAACAUAUACAAGAUAAAAAUUACUUAUAACUUUUUUUUUUCUGUUACAAAGCAAUGGUGGAGUCCCUUGUAACUUAGGGUAAUAAGAUGUCUUUAAAAAAUACAUCAUAAUAUGUCAUGUGAUGCUGUGCUCACAAGCAAAAUGAGGCCAAAGUGAAUAGGAGUAUUGGAUUUUAUAUAUUUUGGAGCCAACUUUCCAUACUUAAAUUUCUAAGAAAAUAUUUUCAAGGUGCUAGUUGAAUUCCAUUUUAGGUCUUCAUUAAAGUUUAGAUUCUAAGUAUCUUCUGCCCCCAACCCCCUAAAACAAUUAGCCUGUCUUAAAAAGUUACUUUAUAGAACUUAGAGUGCUAGGUUGUAUUUUUUUUGUUUCUACAGUUAUGGCAAAUUAAUGCAGCAAAUUCUCCACAUAGUGCUAUCAUUGAUAAGACACCAAUUAAGGAACUAAA
Dromiciops gliroides (monito del monte) is the source of this 2776-nucleotide messenger RNA. It is a transcript of the gene CGGBP1, whose product is annotated as CGG triplet repeat binding protein 1. Lineage: Eukaryota; Metazoa; Chordata; Mammalia; Microbiotheria; Microbiotheriidae. Gene Ontology annotation, biological process: regulation of transcription by RNA polymerase II. The record is from RefSeq and is a predicted model, not a curated record. The coding region runs from base 362 to 865 and encodes 167 amino acids. Gene Ontology annotation, molecular function: double-stranded DNA binding. The transcript is spliced from 3 exons. Gene Ontology annotation, cellular component: nucleus.